GGAGAAGCUUCGUUGCACGCGACCUGGUGUGUGAUCUCCGAGUGGGUGGGGGAGGGUCCAGGAGGAAAAAAAAAUAAGACGUUGUAGAAGAGACCUGGGAAGGGCGUUUUUUGUUUUUGUUUUUUUGGGGCUGGUGUGCCAGUUGCUUCCUGCGACCCUGAGUCUCCUGGCCUUUGCAGUGCAAUGUCCCGCCUGCUGCAUGCAGAAGAGUGGGCCGAAGUGAAGGAAUUGGGGGACCACCAUCGCCAUCCGCAGCCGCACCACCUCCCGCAACCCCCGCCGCCACAGCCACCUGCGACUCUACAAGCCAGAGAGCAUCCCGUCUACCCGCCCGAGCUGUCCCUUCUGGACAGCACCGACCCACGCGCCUGGCUGGCUCCCACUUUGCAGGGCAUCUGCACGGCACGCGCCGCCCAAUAUUUGCUGCAUUCCCCCGAGCUGGGUGCAUCCGAGGCCGCAGCGCCCCGAGAAGAGGCGGACAGCCGUGGGGAGCUGGUAAGGAGGAGCAGCGGCUGUGGCGGCAGCAGCAAGAGCCCCGGGCCGGUGAAAGUGCGGGAACAGCUGUGCAAGCUGAAAGGCGGGGUGGUAGUGGACGAGCUGGGCUGCAGCCGCCAGCGGGCCCCUUCCAGCAAACAGGUGAAUGGGGUGCAGAAGCAGAGACGGCUGGCAGCCAACGCCAGGGAGCGGCGCAGGAUGCACGGGCUGAACCACGCCUUCGACCAGCUGCGCAACGUUAUCCCGUCGUUCAACAACGACAAAAAGCUGUCCAAAUAUGAGACCCUGCAGAUGGCCCAGAUCUACAUCAACGCCUUGUCUGAGCUGCUACAAACGCCCAGCGGCGGGGAGCAGCAGCAGCCGCCACCAGCCUCCUGCAAAGGUGACCACCACCACCUUCGCGCCGCGGCCUCCUACGAAAGUGGUGCGGGCCCUGCGACGCCAGCAGGGGCUCAGGCGGCCUCCGCAGGGGGGCAGCGGCCGACUCCGCCCGGGGGUUGCCGGACUCGCUUCUCUGCUCCAGCUACCGCGGGAGGGUACUCGGUACAGCUGGACGCUCUGCACUUCUCGACUUUUGAGGACAGUGCCCUGACGGCGAUGAUGGCACAAAAGAAUCUGUCGCCUUCUCUGCCCGGAAGCAUCCUACAGCCAGUGCAGGAGGAGAGUAGCAAAACUUCUCCUCGAUCCCACAGAAGCGACGGGGAGUUUUCCCCCCAUUCCCAUUACAGUGACUCGGAUGAGGCCAGUUAGGAAGGUGACAAAACCCUGAAAACUGACACAGAAACAAAACCGUCCUUGCCCCGUGCGCGGGAAGCCCCGCGGUUAAAGAUCCCCGCACCCUUUAAUUUUUGCUCUGCGACAGUCGUUGUUUAGCAACGACUUGGCUUCAGAUGGCAGCUAUAUUCGAUGAUUUACAAAUGCCGCCGCCGUUCCAAACUUCCUACGGUCCAUAUUGUUUGAUGAAAACUUACUGUUAAAGUUCUGUCCUUUCCCCACCCCCCAAAUUCUGCUCCCCACGUAGACAGUUAGGGUAUUAAUUAUUUGUACCCAUAUAUGGCAUCAUUACUCUAGUUCCCUGCUGCCAAUACGCUGCUAAAAGCUCGCAUCUUCUUCUCUGUCGCUGGUUUGGGUUUAAUUUAUUUUGUGCCCUGGCAAUCCAUCACUGUGUGUUGCGCGCACUCUCGCGAGGGAGAAUUAGUCUUCCAAAGCUGUUUCCCGAAAUGCAUUAUAAAACGCAAAGUUAAUGCUUCCAAAGUAAAUAACUUUUAACUGUGGAAUUGUUAGAAAGAGAGGAACUUUAAGGCUUACGUGUUGUAUAAACAUACGCAGUAUGUAUAUCUGACGCAAAAGGUUUGGCGUCUUUUCGGAAACUUGGCGCACGCACUUUAUCAGCUGCUGCCGCUGCUGCUCCACCAGGAGAAAACGCAACUGCCAAUUGCAGACCCGUUUUUUUUUUUUUAAUUUUUAAACAUAGCCACUUAAACUUCCAAGCUCUUUGCAAAUGUUUGUUUAAAAAAUGGAAAAAAAUGAAAAAAUAUAGUAGUGUCAAAAGCAUUUGGUCAAUUUUAUUUUGCUUUGUUAAUGUUAGAAAACUUAUUUAUUAUUGAAUGUUUGCUACCAUUUCUACUUAUCUUGAUUGGUUUGUUUUUUACAUUUUCUACUCGAGAUCAUUUUAUUUUAAUUUAGCAAAGCCAACUGCCAUUGCUUUAUGUAUUUACUUUUGCAAAGAUGAAAAUAAACGUGAAAAG
Molecule: messenger RNA, 2243 nt
Organism: Nycticebus coucang (slow loris)
Lineage: Eukaryota; Metazoa; Chordata; Mammalia; Primates; Lorisidae
Gene: ATOH1
Product: atonal bHLH transcription factor 1
Exons: 1
Coding region: 184-1245 (353 amino acids)
Molecular function (GO): protein dimerization activity
Source: RefSeq, a predicted model, not a curated record